This is a messenger RNA of Oryzias melastigma (Indian medaka), 3749 nucleotides long. RefSeq names its product T-box transcription factor 2b (gene tbx2b). Gene Ontology annotation, molecular function: RNA polymerase II cis-regulatory region sequence-specific DNA binding; DNA-binding transcription factor activity, RNA polymerase II-specific. Bases 599 to 2662 code for a protein of 687 amino acids. Gene Ontology annotation, cellular component: nucleus. Gene Ontology annotation, biological process: regulation of transcription by RNA polymerase II; positive regulation of DNA-templated transcription; cell fate specification. The transcript has 8 exons. The record is from RefSeq and is a predicted model, not a curated record. Lineage: Eukaryota; Metazoa; Chordata; Actinopteri; Beloniformes; Adrianichthyidae.
CACAGGAGGAGGCGCCUGCGCUCCUCGGAGGACACUCGGCUUUCCGGAGGCGAUAUCGCACAAACGUAAGCCGAGAGAGGAGAUGCCUCCACCGGCCAAAAAGUGAGGGCUGGCUCGGUGUUUGGACUGGAAAUGGGGAGUCUGGCCGGAGCUGUCAGAACCACGCCUAUAGGGGCCUACAAUUGGUCCAGAAAGCGUAAAAUCAGCAAUCAAAGGGGCUUGGUUCAUUAGUGCUGGGGAUGCAGGCAGGAAGGACAUGUGAGAUAGUAACAGAUCUGCAGUGAGCGGAGCCACAUCUCUCCGGUCCGGGUGGGAUGACUGAAGCGGAGCAGCAGCUCCUUCCUGUGAGAGGCGCACAGAGCAGCCCGGCUCCACCGUCACAGCGCGGCUUCUGCUGAAGCUCGGCGGAGGAACGGAAGGAGAAGCUGUGGAGCAGCGACCCUCCGCUGCUUUCUCCAGCCCCGCGACACGCCGCGCGCCCCGCGAGCUGCUGCCGCGCCGCCGCGCACAGACAGACGCGGAUCUAACCCGCUUCGAGCCCGGAGGAAGAUCCCGCUGACAGAUCCGUUGAUUCACUUCGGUUUUUGUGGAUGCACCGAUGAGAGAUCCAGUUUUUACAGGGACUGCAAUGGCUUAUCACCCUUUCCACGCACACCGGCCGACCGACUUCCCCAUGUCCGCCUUCCUGGCGGCCGCGCAGCCUUCCUUCUUCCCGGCGCUCAGCCUGCCUCCCGGGGCUCUCACCAAGCCCAUCCCGGAUCACGGCCUGACCGGCGCGGCGGAGGCUGGGCUGCACCCGGCCCUGAGCCACCAUCAGGCGGCUCAUCUCCGCGGCAUGAAAAGUCUGGAGCCCGAGGAGGAAGUAGACGAUGACCCCAAAGUAACACUGGAAGCCAAGGAUCUGUGGGACCAGUUCCAUAAACUCGGAACAGAGAUGGUUAUAACCAAAUCCGGAAGGAGGAUGUUCCCCCCGUUCAAGGUGCGGAUAAACGGCCUGGAUAAAAAAGCCAAAUACAUCCUGCUGAUGGACAUCGUGGCGGCCGACGACUGCCGCUACAAGUUCCACAACUCCCGCUGGAUGGUGGCGGGGAAGGCCGACCCGGAGAUGCCCAAGAGGAUGUACAUCCACCCGGACAGCCCGGCCACCGGGGAGCAGUGGAUGGCCAAGCCUGUCGCCUUCCACAAGCUCAAGCUGACCAACAACAUCUCGGACAAACACGGAUUCCUUUGCUCCAUGCAGACCAUCCUGAACUCCAUGCACAAGUAUCAGCCCAGGUUCCACAUCGUACGGGCCAACGACAUCCUCAAGCUCCCCUACAGCACCUUCCGCACCUACGUUUUCCCGGAGACCGAGUUCGUGGCCGUGACGGCGUAUCAGAACGACAAGAUCACGCAGCUGAAGAUCGACAACAACCCCUUUGCCAAAGGAUUCAGGGACACGGGAAACGGGAGGAGGGAAAAGAGAAAGCAGCUCACCAUGCCGUCGCUGCGCAUGUAUGAAGACCAGUGCAAGGCGGACCGAGAGGGCGCAGACUCUGACGCCUCCUCCAGUGAGCCUCCGGCCGGCAGGGACACCGUCCACUCCCCCGUGGGUGCCGGUACCAGCCCGCUCAGGUUCGGCAGAACCAGCCGCGAUGAGAAAACGUGCACUGACAGUGAACAGGAGCUGGAGCAUCACGACGAACACGGCUCCAACAGCCCUGGAACCGAGCCCAUGUCGCCCUACAGCUCCAGGUGUGAGGAGCGCGUGAGGGAAAGAGCAAGUGCGGAAAAGAAGGACGACUCCAUUUUUACUAUAAGGAACCUGGAGAAGGACAAAACGGAGAGCAGGCACAGGAAGGACACUACGGACGCGCUCACAAAGGACUCUGACGCUGGAGGCAUUAGUGCCAGUAAGGACACCUUCUCCCCUCUGGUGGUCCAAACCGAGAGCCCCUCACACUUCAGCCCAAGUCACUUACAAAGCCUGGCUCUGUCCGGUCUUCACAGCCAGCAGUUCUUUAACCCUCUGAACACCGGAUCACCGCUGCUGUUCCACCCAGGGCAGUUUGCAAUGGCCCCUGGAGCCUUCUCUGCCAUGGGCAUGGGGCAUCUGCUGGCCUCGGUUUCAGGAGCAGGCGGGUUGGAAAACAGCAGCCUCUCUGCCCAAAGCACAGGAGGAACCCCCAACCCCUUCCCCUUCCACCUGUCCCAGCACAUGCUCGCCUCUCAGGGCAUCCCCAUGCCUCCGUUUGGGGGUCUCUUCCCGUACCCCUACACCUACAUGGCAGCUGCUGCAGCUGCAGCCUCCGCCUCGGCUCUCCCUGCCUCCAGCACAUCCAGCCCGCUCUCCAGGAACCCCUUUCUGAGCUCGACCCGGCCGCGGCUCCGCUUCAACCCCUACCAGCUCCCCAUGUCGCUGCCCCAGAGCUCCACCCUGCUAACCACAGGCCUGCCCGGCAGCCUCGCUCUGGGCUCAGAGGCCUCCAAGCCCGGCAGCAGGGAGAGCAGCCCCGCUCCAGAGCACCACAGCAACCACAAGACCGGAGGCUCCAGCGGGAGAGUGGCGUCUCCCAAAGCCUCCAUGAAGGACUCUGUGAACGAGCUGCAGAGCAUCCAGAGACUGGUGAGCGGCCUGGAGAGUCAGAGGGAGCCCUCCCCAAACACGGAUUCCCCCAAGUGAUGAAGGCUCAAAGCUGGGAUGAACGGAGGCUGGAAAAUCAGAGGACAAUAGGUGCAAAAGUCCUGUACAGCACAUCACAGAGACUGAGAUGAGGGUGUGACGGGAGGGGGUCAAUGAAGGGUUUCUGGAACAAAGCUUCAGGUAGACAAAAAUGUAGUCCAUAUGAUUCUAUUUAACCAUUUAAACUCACUCACAGGCGAGGAAGAAGCUGAGCUCUGAGGCUGCGCUGGAGAGCCUCCUUCAGACCUCCAAUGAGUGUGCAGGGUCAGCAGCUGCUGAAGGCUGUGUCUGUGGGGGGGGGUCCUGCUGAUUAAAUCAGGGUCAAAACAGGAAAUUAUCCAAUGCAGAAAAGGAAAGUUUGAUGACUUUAAAAUCUAAAACCACUUGAGUUGGAGAACAGAGGGACAGCGACACUGCAGGAGGAAGCAGCGGGAGGGACCCCCCCAGGGACCCCCCAGGGGCCCCGCGCGCCUGUCUGAGCCUGCAGCUCCACGCACGACUUUUCCUCACUUGAAGCAUCCGAGCCCAGCUCCUCUCCCACGAACUGAGCCUGCUGAGCCACCGCGCGCGGGCAGGUCGGACCAUUUCAAAAAGGAGAGGGGAGCGAGAGGGGGGCACACACCUGUCACUUCAUGCCAGAAAUAUUAUUUCUGAACUAUUUAUGUAAUUAAGAAAAUCUGUAAAUAAAGCUAAGAUCCAAGAAUAUGCAAUUGGUAUUAAUUUAUUUAAAGCUGUAUAUGAGCGUGUAUAUAUGUGGGUGAAGCUUCAGUCCCUCGUUUGACAUGAAUUUAUGCUGUAACUGAACUUCUGUAGCGAUUGUUGGUUUGGACAAACUGUAUGAAGCAUCGCGGCUUUGAUCGCAGAUUCUUUCUUUCUUUUUUAGCAGACGUGUGUGCCAUGUUUGAGUUCACCUCCACUAGAACAAACACAGAGAAAAGCCCCUCAGGUCAGGUCUGCAGCGGCGUUUACACAGAAACACGCUGCAGGAUGAAGGAUGCUGCUCAUGUCCGGCUCUUUCUAUUCCGCUUUCUUUUUUAUUGUCUUACAAUUUCAAUAAAAGUAUCGUUGUGCUAAAAGUUUGCACUAU